GAGGGAAUUAGCUUCUGAGGCCGAGAAGGGAGGGGAUUCGGCCUCGGGCGGGUGGGGGGCGUGACAUGUCUCUCGAAGAUCCAUUUUUUGUAGUCCGAGGGUGAGUGACAGCGAUGCGGGAGGACACGGGGUAUUGUGUCCCCUUGCCAACCAGUGCCCGCGUGCCAGCCGGUGCAUGUCAGGCAUUCUGGGCACCGUCCUCGGGAUCGCCCCGUGGCCAUGUGGGAGGGGUCCGCAGGGGGAUAUAAGGGUCUCCUGAGCUCCCAACCUGUUUGGGGGCGUAAAGGUGGGAGGAAGGACCGCCUGCUCCCCGCCCCCGCCAGCCGCGCCCGCUGUGCCCCUGCCCGCAGUGAGGUGCAGAAGGCGGUGAACACAGCCCGCGGGCUGUACCAACGGUGGUGCGAGCUCCUGCAGGAGAGCGCGGUGGUCGGACGCGAGGAGCUGGACUGGACGACCAACGAGCUGCGGAAUGGCCUGCGCAGCAUCGAGUGGGACCUCGAAGACCUGGAGGAAACCAUUGGCAUAGUGGAAGCCAACCCCGGCAAGUUCAAGCUUCCAGCCGGAGACCUGCAGGAGAGAAAGGUGUUUGUGCAAAGGAUGCGGGAAUCAGUGCAGGAAAUGAAGGACCAUAUGGUCAGUCCCGCAGCCGUAGCCUUCAUGGAGAGGAAUAACAGGGAGAUGCUGACAGGCAAGCCGGCCACCCUGAAGUCCUCCAGUGACUUGCUGGACGCCAGUGUGGUCUCGACCACCUCUCGCUACAUUGAAGAGCAGCAGGCCACACAGCAGCUGAUCCUGGACCAGCAGGAUCAACAGCUGGAAAUGGUGUCUGGGAGCAUCUCAGUUCUGAAACACAUGUCUGGCCGAGUUGGGGAGGAGCUGGACGAGCAGGGCAUUAUGCUGGACGCCUUUGCUCAGGAGAUGGACCACACCCAGUCCCGGAUGGAUGGGGUCCUUAGGAAGAUGGCCAAAAUAUCCCACAUGACCAGUGGGCUGAGCACGUGACCCAGAACCACCAUUUGUUGAAUGACUGAAUGACCACUCAAGAAACCCUGAAACUGCAUGAGAACAUAACAGUCACCAGGGCAAUGCAAAUCCAAACCACCGUGAGACACCAUUUCACACCCACCAGGCUGGCUAGAGAAUCCAAGGACAGAGGAGCCUGGUGGGCUACAGUCCACGGGGUUGCAAAGACUCGGUCACAACUGAGCAACUAACACACACGCUGGCUAGCAUAAAAAAGAUAAACACUCUCAGGGAAGAUGAGAAAUGACUCGGGACCCUCCUACAUUGCUGCUGGGAAUGUGAAGUCGUGCAGUUGCUGUAGAAAACCGCUCUUCAAAUGGUUAAAGCUGAAGUUACCAGAUGACACAGUGAUCCCACCUCUGGGAAGUAUACUUGAGAAGUGAAAACAUAACAUCCACCAGCGGUUAAGGCUGUGAAUAUUUGUUGUUGUUUAGUCACUCAGUCACGUCUGACUCUUUUGCUUCCCCAUGGACUGCAGCCUACCAGGCUCCUUUAUCCAGGGGGUUUCCCAGGCAAGAACACUGGAGUGGGUUGCCAUUUCCUCCUCCAGGGGAUCUUCCUGACCCAGGGAUCAAACCCACAUCUCCUGCAUUGGCAGGUGGGUUCUUCACUGCUAAGUAAAGAGCAUGGGAAGUCCCAUGUGAAUGCUUAGAGCAGCACUGUUCACAACAGGGAAAAGGUGGAGCCAAUAACCUCAAAGGCAAAUAGAUAAACAAAAUGUGAUCCACCCACAGUGGAACACUGCUCAGUCAUAAAAAGGAGCAAACAACCGAUACACGCUACAACUAGGAUACCCCAAAAUAUGCUAAAUGCAGGAAGCCAGACGAGAAGACCACGCGUUAUACGUAUUUCAUACACCACAACUACGAAAUGUCCAGAAUGGGCAAAUCCAUAGGGACAGAAAGCAGAGUUGUGGUUGCCUGGGGCUGGGCAGUGGGUGAGGGUAGGGGCUGAGGACUGGGGAAGCGUAAGCAAACAGGAACGGGGUUUCUUGUUGUCCUCGCGAGAAACGUCCAGUGAUUGUGGUGACAUAUGCUCAACUAUGAACGUACCGAAAAGCUCGAACCAGCACACUUUAAAAGCGGGUCAACUGCCUGGUAUGUGCAUCUGACGCUGUUAGAUGAACAGAGAAAUUUUAAGACUAAUGUCCCCUGUGCAGAACUGAGGAUGAGACUUGCCAUGUACAGUCUUUAUUUUGUUGUUUAGUCGCUAAGUCGUGUCCAGCUUUAUGUGACUGUAGCCCGCCAGACUCCUCUGUCCAUGGGAAUUCUCCAGGCAAGAAUACUGGAGUGGGCACAGUCCUUUCUAAAUUUUGAACCUGGUGUAUGUACUGUCUACUUACCAAAGUGAAUAUUUAAAAAUAAAGUGUAUGAAAUCACA
Messenger RNA from Bubalus bubalis (water buffalo), 2403 nucleotides. RefSeq names its product syntaxin 10 (gene STX10). The record is from RefSeq and is a predicted model, not a curated record. The transcript is spliced from 7 exons. Lineage: Eukaryota; Metazoa; Chordata; Mammalia; Artiodactyla; Bovidae. Gene Ontology annotation, biological process: Golgi vesicle transport. Bases 220 to 1002 code for a protein of 260 amino acids. Gene Ontology annotation, cellular component: membrane.